This is a messenger RNA of Gossypium raimondii (Peruvian cotton), 656 nucleotides long. Its product is annotated as RING-box protein 1a. The coding region runs from base 85 to 441 and encodes 118 amino acids. The record is from RefSeq and is a predicted model, not a curated record. Gene Ontology annotation, molecular function: ubiquitin protein ligase activity; cullin family protein binding; zinc ion binding. NCBI's taxonomy places the organism in Eukaryota, Viridiplantae, Streptophyta, Magnoliopsida, Malvales, Malvaceae. Gene Ontology annotation, biological process: ubiquitin-dependent protein catabolic process; protein ubiquitination. The transcript has 5 exons. Gene Ontology annotation, cellular component: nucleus; cullin-RING ubiquitin ligase complex.
UCUCGUUUCUUCUGUGCAUAUACCUCACUGCCCCUAAAAUUUAAUCGAGGAGAUCUCGUUGUUCUUUAGCUCCGUUUUGCAGCCAUGGCUACUCUAGAUUCCGAUGUGCCGAUGGUGCCCGCCGGUGAAGCUUCCGGUAGCUCCGCCGCGUCUUCCUCUACUAAGAAGCCCAAGCGCUUCGAGAUCAAGAAGUGGAGUGCCGUUGCCCUCUGGGCCUGGGAUAUUGUCGUGGAUAAUUGUGCAAUUUGCAGGAAUCACAUUAUGGAUCUCUGUAUCGAGUGCCAAGCUAACCAAGCCAGCGCCACCAGUGAGGAAUGCACUGUUGCUUGGGGGGUCUGCAACCAUGCAUUUCACUUCCAUUGUAUCAGCCGAUGGCUCAAGACUCGUCAAGUUUGCCCAUUGGAUAACAGUGAGUGGGAGUUCCAAAAGUAUGGGCACUAGAGAGCUUUCAGGCCGAUACUGGUUGAACCCUCUUACCUUUCUGGUAUGGUGAGAGAAGAAUGCAUAUAUUUCAUUAGCUUUUAUGCUGAUUCAAACAGUAGUUGCUUUAAUAUUUCAGAGUAGAAUUUGGUCAUAAUUUUAUUUGCACCGAGUGUAAUAUGCUAUAUUUUAUGAGAAUUAUCCUUUAUUAUUGUGCUGAAACCUUCCUUGUUCUA